ACUGACCGCCCUCCCCGGCCGGGGGCAGCUGAGCUGCGCCAGGAGAGGCUCAGGUCGCACAUCUGGAGGAAUUCCUUCCCGGAAACGGGGAUUAGGCUUUGGAGAGGGCUGGCUGCCCAGGGGGGCGGUGGAGUCACCGUCCCUGGAGGUGUUUAAGGGAAGGCUGGCUGUGGCACUUGUGCCAUGGCCUGGUUGACAGGUUGCCCUCGAUGAUGCCAGAGGUGUUUCCCAGCCCCGGUGACUCUGUGGUUCCCGCAGCCGGCCCCGGGGUGGCGGUGCCCGGAGCGGGGCUGCCCGAGCAGCCCCCGCUGUCCCCGGGGAGCCGGGUGAGCCUGCGGGCCGCAGGAAUUGGGUGAGUGCCGCCUCAUUCCCCGCUCUGCGGGCAGGAGCGGCUCCGCACCGCGCUGCCCUGAGGCGGGAUGCACGGCCUCGGCCGGGCUCUGCUCCCUGAGCUCCGUGUUCGGACGCCGCUGCCGGAGGGACGUGCCCGGAGGCUGUGGGGAGCAGCUGAGCCCCGGCGGGCAGGGCAGCGAGGCGCCGGGCCCAGCGCCAUGCCCUCACCCCUCAGACGAGGCACAGGAGCUGCGUUUCAGCUAUUCAUCAGCGCCGAGGAAGGGAAAAUGUUGUCUGGCAAGUUAUUGUGGUACCAGAAAUGGCCUUUGGUAAAAAUUGCUUCUCGUUAAUUGCCUGCAGCACUGAACUUCAGGGGCAGGAAGAAUUCCAGUGUAGGCACAAGAAGAACAAUCUCACAGACACAGCAGGGGAGCAACAGCAGGACACUGCUAUCAGUGACUGUGAAUGGCCCAACCAAGAACCUUUGCUGAAAUCAUCGAAGGCUUAUGCUUGCACUGAAAGUCAUGCAAAAGGGAAGACAGAGGCCACCAUCAAGAACUUCAGCCCCCACUACCGCCGGCAGCACGCCGUGGCUUUCUGCAGGCACGUGCAGGAGGAGCUGGAGCAGCACCGCCACUCCCAGUCCCGCUUCCUGAAAACCAGGCCUGCAGGGGAAGCAGGGACAGUUCUGUACGAAGCAGAGGUGCUGCACUUCGCUGAGGACCUGAAGAAGUGGAAGGACAGAUACGUCGUGAUCAAAAAUGACUACACUGUGGAUUGCUUUGAGACCAAAGAGGCCUACCAGAAGGGAGCUAGCCCUAAAUAUCACGUUCUUCCUGCAGGAGGCAAAGUCCUGACUUCAGAAGAAGAUUACAAUUUGCUUUCUGAUAAACAUUUUCCAGACCCUGUUGGCUCAAGCGAGGAGGCGGCUGCAGCCUUCGUGCCGCUGCCGAAGGAGUUCCCGGUGUACCUGUGGCAGCCGUUCUCCCGGCACAGCUACUACUGCUUCCCAGAGCCGGGGGCACAGCAACGCUUCAGCGCUGUGCUGGGGGACUGCGUGAGGCAUUCCAACCACGGUGAGUGUGGGACGGGACCUGAGGGACAUUCCAUCCAUGACUUCCUCAAACAGACCACGUAUGAAGUGGAGGCAUUCUUAGAGGCCAUUCAGUUCUUCCGGCAGGAGAAAGGCCACUAUGGCACAUGGGAGAUGAUAACUGGCAAUGAAAAACAGAUCCUGAGCAACCUGGUGAUGGAGGAACUGCUGCCUAACCUCCAGACAAUGAUCCUGCCUAAAAUGAAGGGAAAGAGGAAUGACAGGAAACGGGCCUGGUUUGGGAUCGUAGAAGAAACCUAUGGCUUAGUCCAGCAGCAGGUGGCAGAAGGAUUAAGUACCUUGAAAGAAGAAUGUAGAGAAUUUGCAAAAACUCUUGAAGGGACCAUUCGUUCAGACAUGGAUCAGAUUCUGAACUCCAAGAACUUCUUAGCUGGAAAAAUCAAAGCCAGUGUUUCUGAGCCUGCCCAGAAGUGCUGCACAGAGAAUAUCCAGCCAUUCCUCACCUCCAUCCUGGAGGAGCUCAUGGGCCCCGUCAGUUCCGGAUUCACGGAAGUGCGCGCGCUUUUCGACAAGGAAGUGAAUGAAAUCAUCCAGGACUUCCAGAAGACCAAUGACAUGACCAGGCUAAAGGAGAAUGUGGAUCAGCUCAUGACCCUGCCUUUCAACUCGGUGAAAAUGGAGCCCUGCUAUCUGAAAGUGAACCUGCUCCAGGAGCUCCUGCAGGACCUCAAGAGUCGCUUCAAGGUCUAUCACAUCGAUUUUGUGAUUCAGAGGACACAGAACUUCAUGCAAGAGCUGAUGGAAAAUGCAGUUUAUACGUUCGAGCAGUUGUUCUCUCCAAGCCACCAGGCAGACUCGGCCAAAGUUGCAACAACCAUUGAAAAAGUCAAGCUGAGAGUGCUGAAGCAAUAUGACUACGACAGCAGCACCAUCCGCAAGAAGAUAUUCCAGGAGGCACUGGUGCAGAUUACCUUGCCCACAAUGCAGAAGACACUGGCUUCAACAUGCAAACCAGAGCUGCAGAAAUACGAGCAGUACAUUUUUGCUGAUUACACAAGUGUGAUCCAAGUAGAGAACGUGUAUGAAGAGAUUUUACAUCAGAUGCUGCUUGAAGAGGCCCUGAAAGUGAUCAACGAAGCUGCUGUUCUGAGGAAGCACAACCUGUUUGAGGAUAACCUGAGCGUGCCCUGCGAGAGCGUGUCCAGCCUGACGGAGCUGAGGACCCCCGUGGGAUCAGCACAGGGCACCCCCGCCAAGGCACCCGCCGCUCCCCGAGCUGAGAGCUCCGACACCGAGAGCCACGGGGACGAAACGCUCGUUGUGACAGGGAAAAUUGUGUGGGAGAAGGACGCCAAUGAGGGAAAGUCAGCAGACAAAGAGGCAGGCGCCUCUGCUGGUGCAGCUGGUGAUCAGGCCAGCAGGAAGGAAGCAGUGGCUGUUACAGACAUUGGUGACAAACAGGAGUCGCCUUCGCCUGGCCACACUAAACAAGGGGCUGCAGAGGGAAAAAGCGCGUUGGAGAAUGUAUCAGAGUGUGUAGUGAGCACUGAGGGAGAGCUCAAGGCACAACAGAAAGCUGUGGAGGAAAAAGUAGCUUCUGGGACUGACACUGCAGUAAAAAAUGUUGAAGCCAGCCCUAAAAAAGAACUGAAGGUACCUGAAGGAGCCGUGGAGGAAGAGGUGACUUCAGAGAGUCAAAAGGUAAUGGCUGCUGUGUCUGUCAGUGGCACUGAGAAAGCAAGCACAGCACAGGAGAAAGUUUCUGAGAUAAAGCUCACUUUCCCACCUGAGAGUGUAACAGAUACAGAGAUUUUAGGGAGUGCAGAAAAGAAAAGCAUGGUAGAAAAUGAAACUGGGGGAAAAUUAUCUCAGAGUGAAAAUGCACUAGGAGCAGAGUUUGAAUGGGAUAGUAAAAAAGAAAGUGGUGAGAGUACUGAGACAAAGAUCGUUUCCCAGGAUGAAAAGACAGGGAAAGCAGAGUUUGGGGAUAGUCCUAAAAAAGAAAGCCAUUCUGAAGAAAAGAGUAGUAAAUCCCCCGAUGAUGUGAAUGAGAUAAGGAGUUUGCUGAUGCUGACAGUUGAGAUCCCAGCAGAUACUCCAGCUGAGAACAUCAAGGAGGUCUGUGAGGGCGAGCUGCUGAAGUUGCAGGAACACCGUAAUGGGAACUACGAGUUGAGCGAAGUGGCCGUGGCAGAAAUUCAGGUGAGCCCGAAGAUGAAGAGUGAAGACGCAGCAGAAUGUGUGGAGUUCAAGGAGGAGCGGCCGUCCUCAGCCAGCCUGGGGACAGAUGGUACGAGGGCAGAGAGCGUGCCCAGGGGGGCACAAGCACCGUGGCUGGUGGAGAGCUGGGCUCCGCCUCGGGAGGCAAAGGCAGAGGUGGAGAGCAAACCGAGUGUGUGGCACGCAGGUGCGGGAGGGGAGAGGCUGCAGCCGGAGGAGCACACGGGAAAUGCGGUGGAUGGAGAGCAAGGAACCGGGAACAGCCACGCUGUCCCGGGAGAGGCUGCGACACAGAGCUCCUUUCCGAGCCCUGCUGCAGAUGCAGCCACGAGGGACGUGCCCAUCCUGGACAGAGCAAACCCGGGCCCAGGACUGCUGGAGCCGGUGUCCCUGGAGCCGGUGUCCCUGGAGCCGGUGUCCCCGGAGCCGGUGUCCCCGGAGCCGGUGUCCCUGCAGCCGGUGUCCCUGCAGCCGGUGUCCCCGGAGUCGGUGUCCCUGCAGCCGGUGUCCCCGGAGCCGGUGUCCCUGGAGCCGGUGUCCCUGCAGCCGGUGUCCCUGCAGCCGGUGUCCCCGGGGCCGGUGUCCCCGGAGCCGCAGCCCGGCGCAGAGCGCACGGCAGGCACAGAGCCUGGGCGGCGAGAGGGGGAGCCGGGAGAUCAGCCCUCUUCACUCGCAGGAAUUCAGAGCACCGGAGGAAAAGCGAUUCUCCCAGAAGAACACCGAGAAGAUGGUCCUGCGCAGCAAAACUCUGAGGAGUAAAGAGCAGCUUUCGGGCCAGCCCUGCAGGACGUUUCACUCCAGUGAUCCGUGUGCAGUUUGGAACACUCGUUCAGGUCGGGGCUGGAGGAAAUGCGCUUUGCUGUGGUGUCCCCAGCUCCUGCAGGUUUCCCGCAAAUCCCUUCCUGAGGGAUGGGUGAUGGGUUUCCUUUUGGUUAAAACCAGAUUACUGCUGAGGAACUUCAUCUGUCACUUCAAAUCUGCUCCCUUUUAAAGCUAGAGAAGAAGUCUGGAAAUGUGACCACUGAAUGCUUCAAACUAUCAUCAAUUUAUUUUAACAACUUAGCUGUUCUUAGGGAUCCUCUUGGUUUUUAAAUGCAUGGUUUUGACAAGUACCAUCUGAUUCUGGUGGUUGGUACCUACAUACUCAAGGAUGCUUUUAGUAUUUGCAUGCAAUAUACAGGAAAUAAAAACAUUUUUUAGUAGCAAACAGAACCAAAUAGUUGAUUUAGUAGAUUGCUGAAAAGCCACACUGUGCAAAAUCUGCAAACUGAUUACUUAAUUAUUUUCAAGUUUUGGCAGAUAUCAAAGACAAGCAAAUAUUCUGAUUUUUUUUUUCUCUCUCUUAUUGCUGUAUUUAAAUAGGGGAAAGUAUGGGAGCAGGUUUCUCAGUCCCACUCUGCACUUCGGGGUUAUUUAGCCUUCCAGAGCACUUUAUGGCUAUUUUGUUUUGUUUUGUUUUAUGGAAGGGAGAGAAGAGAAUGUUUACAGUAACUCUCACCACUAGGCAGCAUUUCUCUGGUUUAAAUCCCACCAUAAAAUAGAUUCACUUACAGCUAUUUCAUACAGAAUAUUGAGUCCUGCCAGUCCCAUUCCCACUGAGUUACUCAGGUCUGUAGACCUCCUUAGGUGUGGAAAUCAUGUAAUAAGUGGCAACAAUUGUGAAAUACUAGAAUCAUUGCAUCCAAUUUCUAAUGCAGAUGUUAACUGAAGUGACAGGCAGCCAGAGGUUGUUUUUCAUGUUCUCAGGUUUGGAGGGCAGAAUCACAUCACAAAAGCAGUUAUUAAAAUGAGACAGUUGCUUUCAUACACACGAUCUGUAUCAAGCUGUGAUCUUGGCACAGAGUUGCUUAAAUGUGUUCUUUGCAUCUCAGUUUGUACAGAACAGCUUGGAGAGGAAACCCAGUAUUUUUGUAAAUUAGCCUUUCAAAUGCAAGACCUCACUUUGGAGGUCAGUUUAAGGCACCUUGAAAUUCUGGCCUGGUGUUUUGGACCUGUUUCUGAAUGUCAUACAGUGCAGGACAGCAAAUAUCAAUUAUAAUUGCAGCAAGGACUGCAGGAUUUAUGCCCAUAAAGACACGGGAAGAAAUAACAAAGUCCCAGGAGCAUAAUAUGUGUUAACAUUUAACUUCAGCAAACUAUGCAGAGUCUCUUUUAAUGCUAUCAAAAUAGUCUUUAAUACUAACAGAAAAUUGACACUAGAAGAACAGGCAAAUAUUACUGUGUGAGGAAGGGACCUUGUUGAGUAACUGGAUUAACUACUCUGUCACUACAGUAAAAUAAAUGCAGUUCCUAUUUAUUCUAGAAGCUGUACUGUGGUAUGGAAACGUGAAGGUCACAGACGUUUUCCUUGCAGAAGUACUUUGACUUGUUUCCUCCUUAUAUUUCAUGCAAAAAUACUAAUUUGGAAAUACACAAGCCACUGCCAGCCACUUUUUUUUUAACAAAUCACUGGUUAUUUCACUGUCAGCUGUUUCAUUUUUACAAAUCAUUAACUAUUUUUAAUUGGUACUGUGUUAAGUGAUUUCAAAUUUAUAAAGUGCCCUAGAGUUAAGCAGCAACAAGCAGCCUUUUGAAGCUAGAAUUAGGGGACAUUAUGGGGUUUUAGUACUUUUUUUUGUAUGAAAGGCAGCAUGGCAGGAAAAAAGACUGUAGCCUCCUGCAAAAGGAAACAAAUUCAUUCUAUAUGAAUUAGAUACAUCUGUACAGAGAGCAUUUUUGCAUAAGUAUUUCCAUAAUGGUAAUUUUGGAGUUAUUUCUGUGGCAGGCCUAGAUCUGGGUAAUAUUUUCCUGUGACACGUGUUGCAUUGCUGAAUGCAGAUGCUCAGAUGUUUUUCACCAGAGGGGUGGGUAAGGAUGGGGGAGAUUCAGCCUGUAUAAUUUAAAUUGCAGCUCCUCGUGGCUAGGGAACUUUUUUUCCCCGGUUUGGGCCAUUUUCUGCCCGUUUGCAAACGGAUAAAGUUGUGCUUUUCUAGUCUUUACCACAGCUGGUUAGAAGCGACAGCUUGGUUAGAAGAGCUCAGCAAUCUGCAAGGUUACGUGGGACCACUGAUCAGGAAUGAUAAUAACGCAGCCAUUGCGUUGUUUUUGUUGCUUUCUGGCUGUUUCCUUCUCAGACCGGGAGCUGUAAUAACUCCCCUCUCGCAGCCCACGGCCGAGGGUCGGUGCCCUGAGGGGAGCGGGCUGGGGCGCGGAGCUCCGGGGGGCUCCCACCGCCAAGGGACGUGAAACACUCUGUGUUUGCUUGGAACUUUGUACAAACGCUCGCCGCGGAAAUAAAGACGCUCUUCCCUUCCACU
This is a messenger RNA of Passer domesticus (house sparrow), 6903 nucleotides long. RefSeq names its product niban apoptosis regulator 1 (gene NIBAN1). Bases 653 to 4366 code for a protein of 1237 amino acids. The record is from RefSeq and is a predicted model, not a curated record. The transcript has 17 exons. NCBI's taxonomy places the organism in Eukaryota, Metazoa, Chordata, Aves, Passeriformes, Passeridae.